Salvelinus sp. IW2-2015 is the source of this 3910-nucleotide messenger RNA. Its product is annotated as zinc finger protein neuro-d4-like. The record is from RefSeq and is a predicted model, not a curated record. NCBI's taxonomy places the organism in Eukaryota, Metazoa, Chordata, Actinopteri, Salmoniformes, Salmonidae. Gene Ontology annotation, molecular function: histone binding; transcription coactivator activity; histone H3K4 methyltransferase activity. Gene Ontology annotation, cellular component: MLL3/4 complex. Gene Ontology annotation, biological process: positive regulation of transcription by RNA polymerase II.
AUGGUGGUAGGACUGAAUAUCGACAGUGAUGAGACAGGCUGUAGGGAGGAGUCCACCUGUGUGAUUUCAGCUAAGAAAGCUGCAGACGGGUCGGUCAUCCCUAACGGCUACUGUGACUUCUGCCUGGGCGGCUCCAAGAAGACUGGCUGUCCCGAGGACCUCAUCUCCUGUGCCGACUGUGGACGCUCAGGUCACCCGUCCUGCCUGCAGUUCACAGUCAACAUGACGGCAGCAGUACGGACCUACCGCUGGCAGUGUAUCGAGUGCAAGUCCUGCAGCUUGUGUGGCACCUCCGAGAAUGACGAUCAGUUACUAUUCUGUGAUGAUUGUGACAGAGGCUACCAUAUGUACUGCCUGAGCCCCCCUAUGGCRGAGCCCCCAGAGGGGAGCUGGAGUUGCCAUCUGUGUCUGCGGCAGCUUAAAGAGAAGGCCUCGGCCUACAUCACCCUGACCUAAUCUACCACAUUACCCACCACCCCCCCUAAACAUAACAACUGGACCAACUCUGAGAAGACACCCCCAACGCCCUGCAGUUUUUCCUCCUCUAUGAACGACAACAGACGUCCAUCUCUCCUGUCGUCAGGUCUCCCCGCCCCAGCUGUUUUAACAUCAAUGGAAGCACCUACUUCCCAGGGUGCACCAUGCUCCAUCCAGGUCUCCCCCAGUCUGUCCCUGCUGAGUCCCAGCCACCUGCCGCUGGAGUCCCCUCCACCUCUGGCCCAGGACGAACCACCUUCUACCCCAGCAGCAUCAGGGAGAGCAUCUGAUCAUCAAUAGUCUAACUGGCCCUUCACCAUCUGUCUCCGAAGAUCCGUUUAUCAGCAGCCCACAAGGGCACUUUCUCCCCUGUGAAGGGUCCUUAGAGGAGCCCUAACGAGCAUCAGCUGCCACUGUGGCCCUAUACUCCCAUAGCUUGGCCGUGGCCCUGGCAGUGGAGUACACACGKAGAGGGAGAGGCAGGCCGUAGUGACGCCUAGACACCUCGUUAGGUUUAAAGCAGCUGCAGCCCCGCCCCAUUCCUCCCACAUGGCGCCUCCACUCAAAGCCUUUGACGGUGAAGUACUCUGGGAUUGAUACCAUCGCCCAGAGCUAUUGUGGCUUGAUGACAUUUACAGAGGAGAGGGAKUGAAGAGGUUGUCACUCUGCCAUCAGCCACUUAGAUCAAAUUGUGUGUCCAAAAAAAGAAUGAAUUAGAGCAAACGUUUUCCCCAACUAUGAACUUCUUGUUACCUUCAUUUCCUUAAAAAAAAAAAAACUGAAAAAGCCAACAUGAGACUGCUAUGACUUUGGUGGAGCUUGGUGUAUUUUGGCUGUGUGUGUAGCAAGAAUGUAGAUAUGUUUUAAGUGUGGACAAUGCAGAUUUUAAUGUCUGGCCUUGUCAAAAAUACAGGGCCCAAACGUCAUUUUUCUUAUUUUUUUUUAAACGUUAUUUGCAUGGUGUUAACAUUAUAGUUUUUAAAGAUAUUUUAAGGAUAAAAUGUAUUGAAGAAAGCACACUUAAUUCGCAAUAAUGUGUUUGUGACCCAUUUGGGUAAAGUUGAGUGUGUGUGUGUGUGUGUGUGUGUCCAUCUGUAUGUGUGUGUGUGUGUGUGAGGGUAAAUGUGCCCUCCUAAAACUGUGUGGAAGUGAGAGCCAACCGUAGCCAACCAGGUGCUAGGCAGGACCUAUGGCAGUGUCGGGGAGCAGGAAGGGGAGGGGCUUCUGAUGAUUCUGAUUCCUAGAAACACCACCAUGACUUACUGUAUUAUGUUUUCUGUUGGACCAAACGAAUUCAAGCCAGCUUGCGCAGUUUCUCUCUUCCCGAGCCCUUGUUUUUUCUCGAAGGAUAACUCAUUUUUGUGAAAAGUCAUCAAAACUAGUAGAAUGAGCGCUUUACUAUCUGCAAGACUGCUUUGCGUGCUAGGACCUUGUAAUAUAAUGUGCUUUCAAAGAGUAAGCUAAAAGCAGAGGACUUCUACUAACUGGGACGCCAGCAUGUGUUUGUGAGCUUGCACUGAGACAAGUAUUUUUUUCAACCCAAAGUCCCCUCCCCCARUGGCCUAUCUGACUGGACUAUUGCAUCACGCUGCAACUUUGAUUGGUCCAAUGAUUCCUCUUCCUAGAGCUUUAAGUUGGGAGGYAUUUUGCUGUACAUAGAUUGUCACUCUCUCCGUCUAUCAAAAAGACUAAUUGCAAUUUCAUAAUUCACCGUCUCUCAGUGCACAUCGAAAUAUGAACUCAAAAAUACAAUUUCUGUCUAUUUUAAUGCACUUAAAAGUGGUUAUCAUAUUUGCCUCCAUAGUUGGAAUGUCUCUACUCUUCAAAUGUAUGUGUUUAUAUUCUACUAUGGUAUGAUCCAACACACACAGCCAUGUUGGGGAAAAGGUUACUACCUUCGCUACCCAAAAUGUAUGUACCAUAAUUUUAGCCAUGUGAUACCAGAAAUCAUCUCAAUUUCAUAUUUUGAUAUCUACUUUAUUUAUUUUUCUCGAAUAACUAGGGAUGUUUUUACCUCUUCUCUCUCAGAAUUGUUCUCUUAUUUGUUUUUGUUGGUGUUUUUGUACUUCAAACAUUUUGCACAGUGUGUUUGUUUGGCAUGUGUGUGUACGUGUGUGUGUCUAUGUGUGUGUGAGAGAGAGAGAGAGAGAGAGGGGGAGACACACAGGCAGACUUAAAGGCGCUGUCUGUCUGUGGGUCUGUUCCAAAUUACACCCUUUCCUCUUUGUAGUGCACUACUUUGAACAGUGGCCAUAGGGCUCUGGUGGAAAAAUAGUGCACCACAUAGGGAAUAGGGUCCCAUUUGGUAUGCACACAGUGUCUCUUUAAUCUAAUAAUGAGGUCAUAGAAAAACAAACAAACAGUCAGUCGACGGUUAUUAUUUUUCAAACUUCCUCUCCAUGACACAAGCUGCAUGCCGAUACAUCCAAGACUACAGUUAACACUAGUGUACUGUGUUAGAAUGGGUACUGCUGAGGCCUCAGUCCUUGUUACUGUAGUUGGCCCYGAAUGACAGUAGCCUGAUCCCAGAUCUGUUUGUGCUGUCGCAUGACAAUGACCCUUAGAGUUGGCAAGACAGCACACAGAUCUAGGAUCGGCCAGAGUGACAGAAUGUCAUUCUACUGACUGUCAGUAGAAUGUGUCAUGAUAGAUUGUCCUUUUAAUGGACAGACUCCUCAAAAGACAAUGUGAAAACCUUCACAACAUUACUGUUUCAUCCUUUUAUUUAAGUUUCCCACCAAUAUCCAAUCAGAGUUGUGUUCAGAGCCGGUACUGAGGUAAUAGCCAGGGGAUGACAUGUGAUUCUGUGUGGGUGAGGUGAACUGAUUUCAAAGUGUUUACUGAUAAUAAGCCUUUACUUCUGAAUUUAUUCCUGGCACUUAUGAGGAUGUGGUGGUCAAACUACAUUGAUUGUACUAUCUGAGAAGAUGCAGUUGCAGAAAGAGGAGUGACUCAAGCUCAGAUAUGACCUUUGACCCCCCCCCCCCCUCCCCCCAUCUUUAGACUGGGGGUGGGAUCAGAAGGGAGAGAAGAUUAUUGUCCAGUCCUCAAACGAAGCAGGAUUUUGGCCCUCUUGUAAAUUGUCGUGCUGUGAUCUUGCUUGCACUUUUUAUUACCCAAAUAAGAAAUUCCUGUGUGAGUGUGUGCACAUUUUCCUUUCUUGUAACUGUCUGUUGGAAAAAAAAGAAACACUGGAUAAAAUGAAUUUGUUAGUAUUUACCCUGAUGGAGAUCAAAUCUUCCUGGACAUGUGGGUUGUUUUCUCCUACCUACCUGGGAACGCUUUGAAAUAUUGACUGCAACUGCAUAGCUGUCAUUCAUUCACUGUAAAUUCAUCUUGUCUUUCUCGAGGCACCCAAUUUUUCCAAAUUUUUCUCUCCUGACUUCUUUUUUCAUUUACAAACAAUCAUAAAUAAAAGUUGUAACUCCUGAAA